AGGAACUAAUUCGUGGAAACGCGAUAAAUUACAGGGAACCAGUUUACACAAGCCUUUCUGUAUUCGUGACUGCACAAGUUUAGCAAGGGUCACCAGCCUGGUGUAGACUUAUGCAAUAGCAAGGUGGGGGAUACAGAAUUAUCAAUGAUGACGUCAGGAGACAACCUCCUCGUUGCUGCUAUUGAUUUUGGGACUACGUUUUCCGGAUAUGCCUUUUCCUUCCGACACGACUAUGAUCUGAAUCGUUUGAAUAUCUUUGCAAAUACGUCGUGGAUAGCAGGUGGUGCCGGACUGGUCUCCUGGAAAACUCCAACAACUCUUCUCCUCAACGCUGAUCAAUCAUUUAACUCGUUCGGUUACCAAGCUGAGGAAGAUUACAUCGGUAUCCUGGACAACGAUGACGAAGAUCCAGACAACUACUACUACUUCAAAAGAUUCAAAAUGUUACUCCAUGGAAAAUUGACGCUGGACAGAAAUGUGAUGAUAAAGGACAUUGGUGGUAAAGAGAUGCCAGCUUUGGAUGUCUUCUGUCACUCAAUCCGUUACCUCAAGGACAACCUAAUGACGACGCUGGAGAACAGAAGCAUUGACAUCAAAGAGGAGGAGAUCAGGUUUGUUCUCACCAUCCCGGCCAUUUGGAACGAACCAGCUAAGCAGUUCAUGAGGGAAGCAGCCGUCAAGGCGGGAAUAUUAUCGAGGAAUCUUGUCCUUGCUCUGGAACCGGAAGCUGCGUCACUCUACUGUAAACAUAUUCCUGUAGACCGGAUGGACACCGGAAACCCAGGGGAGACUUCUAUAAUUCCGUUCCAGGAAGGGAUGAGCUACAUGGUUUUAGAUUUGGGAGGGGGUACCGUUGACGUCACAGUACACCAGGUGACAGGGGAUGACACACUAAAAGAGCUGUUCAAGGCCAGUGGGGGUGCUUGGGGAGGAACGAGAGUCGAUCAAGCCUUUCAAGCCCUGCUCAAGAACGUUGUCACGGAAACAUGUUUCGAUGCCUUCUGUCGAGAUAACCGACCGGAUCUUUUAGAUUUUGAAAGAGAGUUAGAACUUCGGAAGAGAACUGUGGUCGAUUCUGCUCGUAAACCUGUGGUAAUGAAAGUUCCCAUAGCGCUCCCGACAACUUACGAAGAUAUGACCGACAAAUCCCGAGAUGAUGCCAUUAAGGAAUCAAUCCACAACGGAAAAAUCACAUUCAAAAGAGACAAAAUGCUUAUAGAUGUCGAUUUAUUCUGCGGGUGUUUUACCGACUGUACAGAAAGUAUCAAAGGUCACGUGGAGGACAUUCUAAAAAGGCCGGAAAUAAACGGCCAUCUUGACGCCAUCAUUAUGGUGGGAGGAUUCUCAGAAUCUGCCAUAAUCGUGCAAUCUCUUCGAAAGGCAUUUCCGGGGAUGCGCGUGAUCGUACCACAGGAUGCGGGGUUGGCUGUUGUGAAAGGCGCCGUUCUCUAUGGACAUUGCCCAACAUCCAUCUCAUCACGGGUUUGUAAAUUUACUUAUGGAAUAGCAGCAAAGGCCACUUUUAAACCAGGUAUCCACCCUGAGAGUCAAAAAUCGGAGAACAAUGGGAAGUUUUAUUGCAAAAAUGUCUUUGGAAAAUUCAUAGGAAUUGGUGAAAAUGCCGGAAUAGGGCAAACCGUCAAACAGAGUUUUGGUAUCACCAGUUUGACCGCGCCCGUUGUCAUAGAGAUCUUCGCGUCUACUGAGCCCAAUCCUAUCAUGGUGACUGAUGAAGGAUGUACAAAGAUUGGAAGCAUCACUGUCCGUCCACCGGAAGCUGGCUGGAAACCGGAUACGGACCUUGAGGUAGACAUGGAUUUCGGUAGCGCCGAGUUUACAGUGAGUGCGUGUGAUGCGAAAAAUAAGACAGAUUCUUUCUCAACGACCUUCGAUUUUUUGGAGUGAAUGAGCAAUAAGGAACAUUGGGGGAAUUAAACCCAGAUAGUUUGUAGAUAGCAUCUAGUAAUUUGAGUGUAACUCUGACAAACUUCGAUGGGAUCACAGAUAUGUAACAAUCCCUUAAAUCAACAUAAACGUCGUGUUUGAAAUAGUUGCAGACGUGAAUCAGUCCAUGAUGAUGUAAUUCGCUGUCUGCCAGUGUUUGGCCAACUUGGCCGUCAUAAAUGUACUCUCGUAAACAUUUACACCAAUGCUAAAUACGCCCAUCGAGAUAGAGAACCCACAGAUUUGAGACUUCUCUAGGGAGAAACAAUUCUGAAAACAAAUAAUAAAUCUGGAAUUCCACUUGUAGAUGUCGGGAACCGAACCAUGACCGUCUGUAUAUAAAAAGGUACAAUUACGUACACUAUGUAUAUAACAAUACAACACAAGAAAACUACGUCUAUUAAGGAGAACUUCGGGGGAAGUUAUACCAUACCUCGAGGGAUCCUAAGGCAUGUAUUGCAAAUAUUUUAUUGUAGUUUGAAAAAGUAUUUGCAUUUAUGUAAUUUGUCCAGAAAGUGCUUCUGUCAAUAAUGUUUCGUCUAGAUACCUUGUCAUUGAAUGUUUUCAUUUUUUAUUGAAAUAACGUAAUAUACGUGACCUUCAAUGUAAUAUCUCUCGAUAAAGGUCUUCAGUUUAUCCUCGAGUCGCAAUAUUUCUAGUACAGAAGACAACGCAGAGCGGGUGCCAUUAAACUCAGAUUGACUUGAGAAACGCCACAAGAGCAUGCCGAAACACUUCGCAUUGCAAUAAGGUCCUAAUAUUACUGUCUCCUGUAUACAGAUCCCAUCAACAGAUGGGAAUAUGCUAAACCGAGGACCGCAUCCAAUCACUAUUCUAGAAGUUAACAUAGAACUAUCGAACUUUAACUAUCCUCUUUAACAGACGUUUAUCAGUUCGUAUAUAUCACCAUGUAUGCAAUGAUUAUGUACUUUUUAAGACGCUUGUUUGUUAACAGAUGUGUAUCAAAUGUUCUGUUAUUAAGUAUGACUUAUAUAAUUAAUGGUUUUCAGUUUUGUUAGAACAUUUAUUUCUAUUAUGACCAUCACCAUCAUGACAACAAGGAGUAUAUGUUUCUGAUGGAGAGUGCGACAGCCCCGACUACAGUAACAUAGCCCCUUAACGCAUUAUCAGCGUUGUAUCUUUGUGUUAUACAUACAGUUUAUAUGGAACAGUUGUGUUUGUGCUGCAAAACAUUUGUUCCUUAAUUCUAAAUCCUCUCUGACAUAACUCAUUUUAAUGUUUUAUAUAGUGGAGUUCUGUAAAAUAUCAGCGGCAACCCAUUUCUAUCUUAACAUGUAUUGCUGUCUUGAUUCUGGAUAACAUUUUUGUUUUAUUUUUGUAUUCAUUUAUCUAUUUUUCUUAUAUUUUUUCUAAAUAUAUGUGUGAAUGUGUGAAAAUAUACUAAUCAAAGUAGUGUUGUUGUUGUUGUUCCAAGUGUUUUCUUAUUGACAAAAUAUAAGAAUAAAAAUACAUGUAGCUGAU
Mizuhopecten yessoensis (Yesso scallop) is the source of this 3426-nucleotide messenger RNA. RefSeq names its product heat shock 70 kDa protein 12B-like. The record is from RefSeq and is a predicted model, not a curated record. NCBI's taxonomy places the organism in Eukaryota, Metazoa, Mollusca, Bivalvia, Pectinida, Pectinidae. The transcript is spliced from 5 exons. Bases 145 to 1905 code for a protein of 586 amino acids.